UUUGUGGCGGACUACAGCAACCACAAGAUCCGGCGGGUGGAGGUGGCGACUGGCGUUGUGACCACGCUCGCGGGCAGCGGCGAGGGUGGCUACGCGGAUGGUGUGGGCGUCGCAGCGCGGUUCUGCUACCCAGGUGGCAUCUCCAUCAGCCCAGACGGCGGCGCGCUGUAUGUGGAGGACUCCAGCAACCACAAGAUCCGGCGGGUUGAGGUGGCGACUGGCGCGGUGACGACGCUCGCGGGCAGCGGCGAGGCAGGCGACACGGAUGGUGUGGGCGACGCGGCGGAGUUCUACUACCCAGGUGGCAUCUGCAUCAGCCCAGACGGCGGCGUGCUGUUUGUGGCGGACGUCGACAACCACAAGAUCCGGCGGGUGGAGGUGGCGACGGGCGCUGUGACCACUCUCGCGGGCAGCGGCACCGUGGGAAGCGCUGACGGCGUGGGCGACGCGGCGGAGUUUGACAGCCCCUACGGAGUCGCCAUCAGCCCAGACGGCGGCGCUGUGUUUGUGGCGGACCAUGACAACCACAAGAUCCGGCGGGUGGAGGUGGCGACGGGAGAGGUGACGACGAUCGCGGGCAGUGGCACAGAGGGCAGCGCUGAUGGCGUGGGCGACGCGGCGGAGUUCGAAGGCCCAGUCGAAGUCGCCAUCAGCCCGGACGGCAGCACGCUGUUGGUCGGUACGUAC
Molecule: messenger RNA, 687 nt
Organism: Emiliania huxleyi CCMP1516
Lineage: Eukaryota; Haptophyta; Isochrysidales; Noelaerhabdaceae
Exons: 1
Molecular function (GO): protein binding
Source: RefSeq, a predicted model, not a curated record